This is a messenger RNA of Phacochoerus africanus (Common warthog), 2523 nucleotides long. It is a transcript of the gene ADORA1, whose product is annotated as adenosine A1 receptor. Gene Ontology annotation, molecular function: G protein-coupled adenosine receptor activity. The record is from RefSeq and is a predicted model, not a curated record. Gene Ontology annotation, cellular component: membrane; synapse; dendrite. Gene Ontology annotation, biological process: G protein-coupled adenosine receptor signaling pathway. NCBI's taxonomy places the organism in Eukaryota, Metazoa, Chordata, Mammalia, Artiodactyla, Suidae. The coding region runs from base 282 to 1262 and encodes 326 amino acids. The transcript is spliced from 3 exons.
CCCCCUCAGGGUGUGCGGAGCCGGAUUGCCACUCAGCUCCCGCGCCAGGGGCGACGGAAGCGCCUGGUGCCGGGGUCCAGUCGCAUCCAGCUACCAUCCCUCAGGACCUGACAGGCUGGCCGUGGAUUCUCCAGGCAUCCCCGGAGCCAACAGCUGCCGAAGGCGUCGAGGUGGGAGGGCGCUUGAACAGAACCGUCCAAGCCCUGCCAGUUUUAGUGGCCUUGGGUGCUUGCCUCCUGCCCCUUGGUGCUGCCUGCUGAUGUGCCCAGCCUGUGCCCACCAUGCCGCCCUCCAUCUCGGCCUUCCAGGCUGCCUAUAUUGGCAUCGAGGUGCUCAUCGCCCUAGUCUCCGUGCCUGGGAACGUGCUGGUGAUCUGGGCAGUGAAGGUGAACCAGGCACUGCGGGAUGCUACCUUCUGCUUCAUCGUGUCACUGGCAGUGGCUGAUGUGGCAGUGGGUGCUCUGGUCAUCCCACUUGCCAUCCUCAUCAACAUUGGGCCACAGACCUACUUCCACACCUGCCUCAUGGUCACCUGCCCUGUCCUCAUCCUCACUCAGAGCUCCAUCCUGGCCAUGCUGGCAAUUGCUGUCGACCGCUACCUCCGUGUCAAGAUCCCGCUCAGGUACAAGACGGUGGUGACUCCCCGAAGGGCUGCGAUGGCCAUCGCUGGCUGCUGGAUUCUCUCCUUCCUGGUAGGCUUGACGCCUUUGUUCGGCUGGAACAACUUGAGUGAAGUGGAGCAGGACUGGGUGGCCAACGGCAGUGUGGGUGAGCCCCUGAUCAAGUGCGAGUUCGAGAAGGUCAUCAGCAUGGAGUACAUGGUCUAUUUCAACUUCUUCGUCUGGGUGCUGCCCCCACUGCUGCUCAUGGUCCUCAUCUACCUGGAGGUCUUCUACCUUAUCCGCAAGCAGCUCAAUAAGAAGGUGUCAGCAUCCUCGGGCGACCCGCAGAAGUACUAUGGGAAGGAGCUGAAGAUCGCCAAGUCACUGGCCCUCAUCCUCUUCCUCUCUGCCCUUACCUGGCUGCCCCUACACAUCCUUAACUGCAUCGCCCUCUUCUGCCCUUCCUGCCACAAGUCCAGCAUCCUCAUCUACAUCGCCAUCUUCCUUACACACGGCAACUCGGCCAUGAACCCCAUCGUCUAUGCCUUCCGCAUCCAGAAGUUUCGGGUUACCUUUCUUAAGAUUUGGAAUGACCACUUCCGCUGCCAACCUGCACCUCCCAUUGAUGGGGACCCUCCAGAAGAGAGGCCAGAUGACUAGACUCCACCUCCUGCUCCCACCUGCCCACAUCUGGGGCAUCUCAGCCCAGUCCUCACCUCCAUACUGUCCCACUUGUCUCCCUUAUCUCCCCGACUCUUCCCCACUGGGCUGCGGGCUGUGGGUGCCUUGCACCUCUGGGGCUUGGAGGAGGUUUGGGAGGGCAGUCCAUGGGGAAAGAACCAGGUAACCUGAUGGGAGGAGGAAAGUUGUCUGGGCAGAGCCUGGGGACUCUGAGACUGCCAAGGGGCCCUGUGUCUGAGGGUGAGCUCAGCUCUCACAGCAGGCAGGGAAGUGUGCUUGUCUUAGGUUGUUGUGGUGUAGCCCUGGGACCAAGCUUAAGGAGAAAAGAAGAUACCCACCAAGAUGGAAGGAAGGAGAGAAGCUGGAUAUCCUGGCUUUCUUUCUCUCUUUUUCUCUAGGAAAAAGUGGCCAGAACCACUGACAAGCAGGAAUCAAGGAGCUUCAGUCCCCACCUCCCAGAACCCUGCGUUCCCAGCCAUGCUGGGUGUCAGGGUGCCUGUUCUCCUUCACCUGGGUAUCCUGGGGUUAUACUUGGUAGAGGAAGAAAGAAAGAGUCCAGAAAUAAUUGCCAAUAUUUGUUUUAUUCUCCACUAGCCCUUGGGACCUGAGUGGCAGCUCCAAGCCCCAGCGCUAGUGUGGAAUGUUAGAUGUGGACCUCAAGGAGCCACUAGGUGGCAGCAUUGAGCCCUCAUUCUUGCCUGAGCGUCCUAAGUGGGAGCCUGGUGGAGCACACCUGUCAUCCAGGCCACCAGCUCCACCAGCCCCUGAUGAUGGGCCUGUACCCUCCUAGGUGACACCCAUCUCUGCUGCUUCUGGGCCAGAUGGCGAGGAGAACUCCAGACAUGCCAGCUUUGGGGAGCAUUCUGCCUGCCAGGGGAUGAGAUGGAUGAGGGAAAGCAGGCUACCGUGGACAGUCUGGGAUGGAGUGAGACAGGCUAGUCAGGCCAGAGGAGACUAGCCUCCUGAGUGUGUGGACAGGAAAGUCUUGCCAGCAUUUACGUUCCCUCAGUACCCCUUGCACUUAGCACAGUUUUCAUGGGCUUUGAGGCUCUGUUACAGGGUCUAGGCCUUUAGCCUAGACCCUUGGGGAAGGGUUCACUCCCUGCCAAGUCCAGAGCCCCUUAUCAGAGGGGAGAGGGGCCAGGUUCCAAGUGUGAAUAGCAACUCAGGCCCUUUCUUCUCUCAGAUGUGGGAUGUCCCCUGGCCCCCUGACUAAUAAAAGAUUGUGAAGCCUCCUGGA